GACGGAGGGCCUGCCUCUGCUACCUAUAAAACUAACCGCGCUCCGUCUCCGGCCGUGCAUUGAGCGACUUGACGUCUGCGCGACAAGGAUCAUCGCCGAUUAGUGACGAGACCAACGGUAUAGGCAGCGAGAGGAUUCUAGAGUUCAGAUCGGCGCGGAUCACCAUGCUUACCUUCCAACUUAUUCACGCAAUCGUCCUCCUGGCCGCGAUCUUCCUGAUCGACAAGUGCCACGCUUAUCCCGCGAUCGCACAACGGCACGAGGCAAGACCGAUGUGUGAGAGCUGCGGCGACCAGUGCGAUCAGUGCGAGUUCGGUGUCACAACGUCAACCCUCUGCGGUGUCUCGGAAUGCCGAAAAGGCCCCGGGCAGAUUUGCGGCGGGCCAAGCGAGUCCUGGGGCGUGUGCGGCGACGGACUGAUCUGCAGUUGCAACCGAUGCACCGGCUGCAGCGUCGACAACCUCACGUGCUUCGCGAACACCUGUCUGCCCCAUCAGAGCCUGGAGACGCGGAGCUAUCUCACGGAUAUCUUCGGCAGAAUCGCCAAGUAAACGGAUAUACCCAACCUGACCCCCGGAUGGACGAAGAGGACGACGGAUGGAUGAGAAGGCGAUCGAAUGUGAGAGGUGCGAAUGUGAAAUGGGAAAAGUGGAGAGAAACGCGGAUAUAUAUUAGUAAUUUUCCGAAUUAUUUAUUGCAUUUCACGAUGUAAUCUCAUUAGGUAUCUGCCAAUUGUGAUAGACAACUUGUCGGAGCCCGUCUCUAUCAUCUCCCCCCGCCCCUCUUCCCCCCUUUCCCCCAGGAGACGACGGUGCCUUUUGUCCGUGUAUAAUGGCAUUUCUGUGAUUUUUUUAAUUACUAUGUUAUCCCUGCCUUUGUACACGCACGUCUCAUAUAAUAAAACGCGCGCCCGUGUCCGCGCGCUCAGCGAGCGUGCGUCGCCGGCUAGAUUGAUCUCGUGAGAUGUUCGAUGAAUCAUCGUGCAUGGUUCUUGGCUGUGAAAGAUAGAGGUAGCGAGGGAUGAUCGACGGGAUCUACGAUUGCGUUUCCCACGCCGGGAAACACCGAAGAGCCGGGACUCUCCGGACUCUCUGCCGAGAGUCGAAAAGCGUCGCGGUGCAAAGCCGGAUUGCAGAAAAAUGACGCUGAGAACGAAGUGAGCGAGAAAGAUACAAAAGCCCUCCCCCCCUUCCCAUAUCCCUUUCCCACCCCGUGAAACAGUUAAUUUGACAUUCCGAUUUGACAUUUUAAUUACAUUAUAUAUAUAUUCACGAAAGCUAUAUCGACACUUCGCAUUUAUCUUAAUAUUUAUUUUUAAUUAAUGUCGACGCGUUCAGUUCUUUGAAGAGCGUCGCAGGGAGAGUGGGAUCUCCCUGCGAGACGACGGAUCUCCCGAUAAAGCGCGCUCGCUUAGAUAAAUAUUAUCAGUAUGUCAAUACCGUUGCCUCUCACUAACUGACUGUUACUAAUAUUUAUUAAUAAACGCAAAAAAAAUAGCUAAAUAUAGUCAACUUUUUCAUCGGCACUUUUCUCGCGCCGAUUAGUCAUCCAUAAAACGCCUCAGGAACGGCGAGUACCUUUUUAGCGCAGCUCUCGAUUAAUCCUGCGAAAACUGGACACGAAUGUUUCGACGAACGCCGCCCUAUGUAACGGACAACAGAAUAAAAUUGGUUGCAUUCA
Temnothorax curvispinosus is the source of this 1680-nucleotide messenger RNA. RefSeq names its product neuroparsin-A-like (gene Qbp-1). Bases 165 to 551 code for a protein of 128 amino acids. The transcript has 4 exons. The record is from RefSeq and is a predicted model, not a curated record. Lineage: Eukaryota; Metazoa; Arthropoda; Insecta; Hymenoptera; Formicidae.